Molecule: messenger RNA, 981 nt
Organism: Exophiala dermatitidis NIH/UT8656
Lineage: Eukaryota; Fungi; Ascomycota; Eurotiomycetes; Chaetothyriales; Herpotrichiellaceae
Exons: 1
Coding region: 1-981 (326 amino acids)
Biological process (GO): retrograde vesicle-mediated transport, Golgi to endoplasmic reticulum; endoplasmic reticulum to Golgi vesicle-mediated transport
Cellular component (GO): Golgi membrane; endoplasmic reticulum membrane; COPII-coated ER to Golgi transport vesicle
Source: RefSeq, a predicted model, not a curated record
AUGGACCGGAUCAUGGCAGGCGAGCUGUUGGCAAAAGAAGACACGAAUUUUGAGAUCUGGACGGAUCCACGACAACGAUGGCGGCGCCGACAGAAGAAUAAAAACAAGCAAUAUCAGGAUCUACACGGAGGCGACGAGCAGCGCCAGCGACAAGAGGAAGAGGACUCGCACGUCGGACAUGUGCUGGGCCACAUGCGCGAAAACAAGGGCCGCAAAUUCCCCAAGUCGCCGCGACUGCGGGCCGGCAUGGCCGUCGAUAGUUGUCGUAUCUACGGGUCGCUCGAGGGCAAUAAAGUGCAGGGGGACUUCCACAUCACGGCCCGGGGCCACGGAUACAUGGAGUUCGGCAUGCAGCAGCACCUGGACCACUCGCGGUUCAACUUCUCGCACCACAUCAACGAACUGUCCUUUGGCCCACAUUACCCUGGUCUGCUGAAUCCGCUGGACAAGACUUCGGCCGUUACGACUGAUGUCCACUUCAUGCGAUAUCAGUAUUACCUAUCUAUCGUGCCUACCAUCUUUACCAAGCGUCGCGUGUCUACGAGUUCCGGGGCUCUCGAUCCCGCCGCCAUUCCUCAGCCUCCGACAUUAGAUCUCACGCCCAACGACCACCGCGACAAGGACGGCGUUGUCAGACACGUCCCCAACCCACAUGCUGGGAGGGACUCCAAGUCCGUCUUCACGAAUCAGUACGCCGCCACCUCCCAGAGCCGCGAGGUGCCCGGGAACACCGUGCCCGGCGUCUUCUUCAAAUAUGACAUUGAGCCUAUCUUGUUGAUCGUCAGUGAGCGCCGCUCCAGCUUCCUGGGUCUCAUCGUCAGACUCGUCAACGUCAUCAGUGGCGUCUUGGUCGCUGGCGGCUGGAUGUUUCAGAUUUCAGAGUGGGCUUAUGAGGUUUGGGGCCGGAGGAGGCAGAGGAGUACGGCGGGCAUGGGAGUCAUUAAUGGUGAUAUCAAUGGGGAUUUGGAUCGAAAAAGAUAG